Geodia barretti is the source of this 525-nucleotide messenger RNA. The record is from the annotation of a GenBank genome assembly. NCBI's taxonomy places the organism in Eukaryota, Metazoa, Porifera, Demospongiae, Tetractinellida, Geodiidae.
CUGCCUCUAAGAGUGGAGAUCGCUCUCGAUACUCGCAAGCGCCGUCAGACUCUCAGCGAGGAACUGCGCUCCAACAUCCUAAUGGGGUUGGAAGAGGACUCGGUGGACCUACGCGGAGCCGUCCGCUCAGCCGUGCUAGAACCGGACGUUGCAGCCCUUGAAAAGGGACUGGACACCGUUGUGGGGCCGCGCGGGGUGAAGCUCUCCGGGGGACAGCAGAGAAGGGCCGCCGCCGCGAGGAUGUUCGUUCGAGACCCGGAGCUGCUGAUUUUCGACGAUCUGUCGAGCGGCCUCGACGUUGAGACCGAGCAGAUUCUUUGGGAGAGACUCUCGGAUCGCCCGAACAGCACCGUCCUCGCAGUCUCCAACCGGAGGGAGGCCCUCCGCCGCGCCGACCACAUUGUCGUUCUGAAGGAAGGUCGUGUGGACGAUGAAGGAACGCUCAACCACCUGCUCUUGGCCUCCGCCGAGAUGCAGCGACUCUGGGCAGGCGAUAUCGAAAGCCCCGAUUCAGCCUCCGAAUAG